AUCUCUAUUACAUGGUGGAUUGAUUGAAUAAGGUCUCCAAGGAAAUGGUAGUCACUGAGAAUACUACUUACAUUGGGGGUCAGUGGGAAGAAUGUCCCUUACACUGGGGGUCAGUGGAAAAAAUGUCCCUUACAUUGGGGGUCAGUGGAAAAAAUGUCCCUUACAUUGGUGACCAGUGGGAAGAAUGCUUCUUACUUUGGUGGUCAGUGGGAAGAAUGCUCUUUAUAUUGUUGGUCGGUGAGAAGAAUGCUCCUUAUAUUGGGGUUCAGUGGGAAGAAUGCUCCUUACAUUAGUGGUCAGUGGGAAGAAUGUCCUUUACAUUGGUGGUCAGUUGGAAGAUUGUCCUUUUCAUUGGUGGUCAGUGGGAAGAAUGUCCCUUACAUUGGCUGUCCGUGGGAAGAAUGAUCCUUACAUUGGUGGUCAGUGGGAAGAAUGAUCCUUACAUUGGUGGUCAGUGUUAAGAAUGUCCCUUACAUUGGUGAUCAGUGGGAAGAAUGUCCCUUACAUUGGUGGUCAGUGGGAAGAAUGAUCCUUACAUUGGUGGUCAGUGGGAAGAAUGUCCCUUACA
Messenger RNA from Staurois parvus, 568 nucleotides. NCBI's taxonomy places the organism in Eukaryota, Metazoa, Chordata, Amphibia, Anura, Ranidae. The record is from the annotation of a GenBank genome assembly.